This is a messenger RNA of Racocetra persica, 171 nucleotides long. NCBI's taxonomy places the organism in Eukaryota, Fungi, Glomeromycota, Glomeromycetes, Diversisporales, Gigasporaceae. The record is from the annotation of a GenBank genome assembly.
GACAAACUAUCUUUUGAGAAUAAACAAUCCAUAGAGGAUAGAUUGGUAGAAGAUAUAAAAGCUUUGAAAGAAGCAUCAAUUUUGAAAAAAGCUUUAAAAGAAAAAGAAAAUUUUGAAAAAACUGCCAAAGAACUUCUGAAUUUAAUAGCUAAAGAAGUUUUGGAAGCUACA